This is a messenger RNA of Chiloscyllium plagiosum (whitespotted bambooshark), 5874 nucleotides long. RefSeq names its product vir like m6A methyltransferase associated (gene virma). The record is from RefSeq and is a predicted model, not a curated record. Gene Ontology annotation, biological process: mRNA modification. NCBI's taxonomy places the organism in Eukaryota, Metazoa, Chordata, Chondrichthyes, Orectolobiformes, Hemiscylliidae. Gene Ontology annotation, cellular component: RNA N6-methyladenosine methyltransferase complex. Gene Ontology annotation, molecular function: RNA binding.
UGGACAACCGGAAGAAUCUGGAACGGAAGUGACGCAUGAGGAGACAUGGCGGAUACAGCGGCUGAGCUGCUGUUUUUAGAUACGUUUAAACACUCAAACUCAGAGCAGAAUACGCAUGUGGAUGUCGUUCGCUUUCCGUGUGUGGUUUACAUAAAUGAAGUUCGAGUUAUUCCUCCUGGUGUCAAAGCUCACAACAACUUGCCUGAUAGCAGGGCAUAUGGGGAGACCUCACCUCAUGCAUUUCAGCUAGACCUGUUUUUCAACAAUGUCAGCAAACCAAGUGCGCCUGUUUUUGAUCGAUUAGGAAGCCUUGAUUACGAUGAAAAUGCAUCUAUUAUAUUUAGACCAAAUAAUAAGAUCAAUACAGAUGGAAUUGUCCUGAGAGGUUGGUACAACUGUCUAACUGUGGCAAUUUAUGGAACUGUUGAUCGGGUGAUAAGUCAUGACAGAGAUUCCCCUCCUCCACCUCCACCCCCACCUCCUCCACCGCAACAGCAGCAACAACAGCAGCAGCAGCAGCAGCAACUUCAGCCACAGCAACUUCAGCUGCAGCAGCAACAGCCAACUCUUAAAAGGAGCAUAAAACAUGAUUGGGAUAAAGAGGAUCAAUACAAUGAAAAUCCUCCAAGACCACAGCCAAGGGGACCACGAACACCACCUGGUCCUCCUCCACCUGAUGAUGAUGAUGAGGAGGAGACACUGCCACAGACCUUGUGUCCAGAUAAAGUGGAUGAAAGUGAACAUAGAGAGGAUUACUUUGAACCCAUCUCUCCAGAUCAUUCUUCCAAUCACCAGGAGGCACAGUUAACCGAUGCUGAAGAAGAGGAAGAGCCUCCAGAGGAGGAAAAGGAAGAUGAGGAGGAAGAUCCGGAAGUAGAAGAGGAAGAUGAAGAUCAACAAACCGUUGAAAGCAUUGAAGAAGAGGAGGGUGAUGUGGAAGAGGAAGCAAGGGAAGAAGUUGAUGAAGAUGAUGGCUAUGAACAAAUCUCCAGUGAUGAAGAUGGAAUUGCAGAUUUGGAACGUGAAAAUUAUAAAUUAAAUUUUGACAUUGAUUAUACCGCUGAAGAUCUGGCAUCCGUGCCGACUAUGGCAUAUGAUCCUUAUGACAGAGACAUAGGACCUCUUUUAUACUUUAAUCCUCCCUAUAGGACUAAAUAUGAAAAUGAAGUUGCUAGAUUAAAGGAACUUGACUUAGACAAAGUGGGUGCAGCAAAUAUAGAAGCUGCUGUUAAGUUAAAAGAACUGCUUGAACUAUACAAAGAUGACCGAGGUGCCAAAUGGGUAAUGGCUUUGGAAGAGGUGCCGAGUUUACUGGUUAAGGGUUUGAGUUAUGUUCAGCUAUUUGAAAGUGAUCAGGACCAUCUGAAACAACUAGUAGACUGGACCAUGGAUGCUUUAAGCCUUCACACAGCUGUAACACAACCUAUAGCACUGAAUGUCAGACAGCUAAAAGCUGGGACAAAGCUUGUUUCUUCUUUGGCUGAAUGUGGGUCUGAAGGAGUUUCAGCCCUUUCAGCAGCAGGUAUUAUUGAUAAACUCUUCGUUCUGUUGUUUGCAGAACAUAUGUCAUCUUCUUUAAAACUAAACACACUCAAAGCUUUGGAUAGUUUUGUUAGUGUAGCAGAGGGAAUGGAAAAAUUCUUGAACAGUAAGACAGAAGAACAAAAAAGUGGGUAUCAAAGGUUAGUGGAACUUAUACUGACUGACCAAACUGUGAGGGUUGUGACAGCAGGCAGUGCUAUAGUGCAAAAAUGCCACUUCUAUGAGCUUUUGUCAGAUUUGGAAAGGUUGGCUUCUCAUCUUGCAGAAAGUACUCCUGUCCCUUCAAACAUGAGUGAAGUAGACCAUGAUGUUAAUAUUGGGCAAGAGAAAGGAAACAAAAGUAAUGAAGAAGUAGAUCUCGAGGCUCCGAUGGAUUUGGACCAUUUAUUAGAAGCUUCUAAUAUAAGUGAAGUGGAAGUAGAAAAAAUUGUUAGCAUUCUUGAUGAACUUUUGCACUUGUUGGAGGCUGCACCUUAUUCAAUGACCCAGCCACCUGUUAAGUCAUUUCCAACAGCUGCUCGCAUCACAGGCCCUCCAGAAAGGGAUGAUCCUGCACCUGCUCUGUUAAGGUAUCUUAACAGCUGCCAUUUUUUGGAAUCACUCACUCUGCUGCUGUCUAUUCCUGCAACCAAUGGCCAUCCUAGCGUGUUACAGUCUAUUAAAGACCUGAUUAAAUUCCUAAUUCAGAUACAAACUGGUCUUUUAUUCCUCAGUACUGAGUACGAAGCGACGAAUUUGCUGAUACGAGCCUUGUCUCAGACUUCUGAUCAAGAUCAGGAGGAGGGUAUCCAAACUGAGAAUAGCAAUGAUGAUACAUUGGCUAUAUGGCUUUUGUAUUCAUUACAGGCAUUGCAGUAUGUUUCUGAACUUUUUGACUACUUAAAUCGAGGUUUAGCAGUUGAGGAAACAGAUCGUGCAGAUGUAUUAGGAACUCUUCAUAGCCUCUAUCUGAUUACAUUCAAUCCAAUUGGACGAAAUGCUGUGUCCCAUGUCCUCCAGCUGGAUAAAAAUCUUUCCAGUCUCAUUACUCUUAUGGAAUACUAUUCCAAAGAGCUCUUGGGAGACACAAAGUCCAGAAAAUCUGUUGCAUGCAAUUAUGCCUGCAUGCUUAUUUUGCUAACAGUGCAAUCAACUCAUGAUGCACAAAUGCUGGAACAGCAUUCUGCUGGAUUACUGAGACUCUGUAAGGCUGAUGAUACCAAUCCCAAACUACAAGAAUUGGGUAAAUGGUUGGAGCCACUGAAGAAUCUCAAGUUUGAAAUUAAUUGUAUUCCUAGUCUUCUUGAAUAUAUUAAACAGAAUCUGGAUAAUUUGACCAUUCAAAUGACUCAGGAAGGUGCUGGACUAACCACUGCACUACGUGUCCUUUGUCACAUUGCGUGCCCCCCUCACCCUCUUGAAGGUCAGCAGAAAGAUCUUAAGUGGAAUCUUGCAAUUAUUCAAUUGUUUUCUGCAGAAGGCAUGGACAUACUUAUUCGAAUACUUCAAAAACUCAACAGUGUCUUAAUACUUCCCUGGAGACUGCAUGCAAAUAUGGGAACUACAUUGCAGAGGAUUAUGAUCCUUUCCAUUACAAGAUGCACUCUUUCCCUUUUGAAGGCAAUGUUGACAGAACUUCUAAGAGGAGGGUCUUUUGAAUUUAAGGAUGUCCGAGUUCCCACAGUACUGGUUACACUCCACAUGGUUCUUUGCUCUAUACCUCUGUCUGGACGACUGGAUGAUGAAGAGCAAAAGAUUCAGAAUGACAUUGUUGAUAUUCUACUUACUUUUACUCAAGGAGUCAAUGAGCAGGUUGCUUAUUCUGAGGAAUCGUUGGCAAACAACACAUGGUCAUUAAUGUUAAAGGAAGUCCUUUCCUUUGUAUUGAAAACACCAGAAGGAUUUUUCUCUGGAAUGUUACUGCUUUCAGAACUCUUGCCUUUUCCACUGCCCAUGCAAACCACACAGCCAAUUUCAUCAGAAGGUGUAGCUAUUGCACUGAAUACCCGAAAACUGUGGAGCAUUCACCUUCAAAUACAAGCAAAGUUCCUGCAAGAAAUAGUACGUUCCAGCUUUGGAUCCACAUGUCAAACUCUGCAACAGAUACUUAGGCGUGUGUGCAUACAACUGUGCGAUCUGGCUUCUCCUACAGCUCUCCUUAUCCUAAGGACUGUAUUGGACUUGAUUGUAGAAGAUUUGAGCAGUCCUUUAGAAGGAAAAGAGAGAGUCUCCACUGCCCAGACUGCACGUCUGCUUGCACUGCUGGAUUCUUUAGCUUCACAUGGAGCUUGCAAGGCUGCCCUUUUACAUCUUUUAAGUGGAACCAGCAAAGGUGAUGAGAGAUUUGUGGAGGUCUUUCAAGUAAUGCUGGAAUUGCUACAGACAGCAGUUGACAACGUACAUCACCAGCACUGUGCUGAAUAUAUUGCUUCUUUUGUGCAGUCCCUCUGUGACCAGGACAUUUCAUUGAUGUUGACAAACUCAACUGAGGGACCUGGUUCUGACCUGGAACAGCUAUCCAAUUCCCUGCCAAACGGAGAACUUCUAUCACAAAUAUGUGACAGUUUCUUGCAAGCACUAGCUAACAGUGAGACCACUUAUACCACAGUACUUACAUGUCUCAGGACCAUGAUGUUUUUAACAGAACAUGAAUAUGGCUUUUUCUAUUUGAAGAGUGCUUUGAGACAAAAUAAUAAUGCGAUCCAUUGUCUGCUGAAACGUGUGGUCCAUAACUUCAACAAAGAAAUGGCUGAGCUGGCUUCUUCAUUGUUGGAUUUUUUGCGCCAGAUCAUAAACACAGAUAGUUUGGGUAAUUGUGGCGAUGAAGGUGCUCCUAUGGAAGUAGAUGGUUUCCAAACUCCCCGUUCUUCAGCACUCAGUGGUGCAGAAGUGAAGCAGCUCCUAAAAUGGAAGGAAUCUGCAGAUGAUCAUUUGCUGUUUGAACUGGAUAAAGUUGUUACGGAACUGUGUAAAGAGGAUGAUAGUUUCGACUCUUUAUUAGAAAAUGUUGUUGGAUUGCGGCAGAUGUUAGAAUCAACUACAGAUGUAUUGCCUGUUACUACACAAGAUGUGGAACCUGUUCUUCCUGUUUCUGAAUCUCUUCCAGUCCAGUUUAACAACAGGACAGCAUAUGUCUUGGCAGAUGUCCUGGAUGACCAGCUAAAGACAUUAUGGCUUUCCCCGUUUCAAACCGAAGAGAUUGACACAGAUAUAGAUAUGGUCAAGGUUGACUUGAUUGACCUAGCUGAGAAGUACUGCUGUGAUAUGGAUCUGAAAGCAGAACUGGAAAGAUCAUUCCUUUCAGAACCCUCGUCUCCUGUUGUAGCCAAGGUAGCAAAAGGCUUUAAACUGGGAAAACACAAGCAUGAAACCUUCAUUACUUCCAGUGGAAAAUCUGAAUAUAUAGAGCCUGCCAAACGAGCCCAUAUAGUACCACCUCCCCGAGGUCGAGGCAGAGGGGGAUUUGGGUCAAAUUGUAGACCUCAUGAUAUAUUUCGGCAACGGAAGCAAAACACAAGCAGACCGCCUUCAAUGCAUGUGGACGAUUUUGUAGCAGCAGAGUGCAAAGAUGUUCCUUCCUCUGGUCCACCCCCAGCAAAAAGGACAAAUAAAGGACCUCAGAAAGCUCCUCGUGGUGGAUUUUCUGGAAAUAGAGGAGGUCGUGGUGUCUUUCAUAAUCAGAACCGUUUCUUUUCUCCACCUGCUCCCAAAGAAGAUCUAACUUUUCUUCCAGGUCAUGCAGUAGGACUCCUUCAUCCUAGCACCAGAAAUCAAUUUCAUUUGUGCGGUGGUAUUUCAAGCCCUUUUUAUGCAGCAAACAGUCUGGAUGAAUGGGGAAAUUAUAGCCGUCGUGAAGGAGGACGUGGGUCAAGCUGGAGUGUCCAGAAUAGUCCCCGUGGUACAUACAGUGAAAAUCGAGGUGGUCAAAGCAAUUUUAACAAAGGGCUGCCAUCAAGACAGCCUUCAACAGGAUACCGUCAAAGUCCUCGUGAUCGUACAUCGAGGGGUCGAGGAGCAGGACCAUCAUGGGGAGGAGGCAGCUCAAGGGGAAAGUUCAGUGGAGGAAGCAGCGGAAGGGGUAGACAUGUGCGAUCCUUUACCCGCUAAUGGAUAUUUUUGCACGAUUUCGAUAUCUGUGAACAAGUAAUUUUUUUUUUGCCCUCAAGACAAUGAAGUUGUGUGCAAGAUUCUGUAGCGGAGAUUGUGGCACUGAAGGACCAAUAUUUGACUCCAUUAAUUUCUGGUUGUGAGAUUUAGUUUCAAGAAAAGUGGAUAUUUUCGUUGAAGAAAUUUGGAAGAUGUUGUCCUUUUAUAGCAGUAUUGGAAUUUUAAUAAAAUGGAUCAUCAAAAAGG